Epinephelus moara (kelp grouper) is the source of this 3237-nucleotide messenger RNA. Its product is annotated as protein disulfide-isomerase A3-like. The record is from RefSeq and is a predicted model, not a curated record. NCBI's taxonomy places the organism in Eukaryota, Metazoa, Chordata, Actinopteri, Perciformes, Serranidae. Gene Ontology annotation, biological process: protein folding; response to endoplasmic reticulum stress. Gene Ontology annotation, cellular component: endoplasmic reticulum; cell surface. The transcript has 13 exons. Gene Ontology annotation, molecular function: protein disulfide isomerase activity. Bases 28 to 1515 code for a protein of 495 amino acids.
UAAAAUCAUUAACCGUUUCACUCCAACAUGGCGGCCGCCCCCCGCCUCUUUCCCGCCGUCACGGUUGCGCUGUUGUUUUGUUUUCCCGCCGCGGUGCGCUCGCGCAGAGAUGCGCUCGAGCUCGGCGACGCGGACUUCGACUACCUGGCAACGGGGCACGAGACCAUGCUGGUGAAAUUCUACGCUCCAUGGUGUGGACACUGUAAGAAAUUGUCUCCAGAGUUUGAGAAAGCAGCGACAAGACUGAAGGGGACUGUCCAACUGGCCAAGGUGGACUGUACAGCUCACUCAGAGACGUGUGCACGUUUCGGGGUGUCGGGUUACCCCACGCUGAAGAUCUUCAGGAAUGGAAGAGACUCCGCCCCCUAUGAUGGACCUCGCACCGCAGAUGGAAUCUAUCAGUACAUGAAGAAGCAGACGGGUCCAGACUCCGCCCACCUGAAGACUGACGAACACCUCCAGACCUUCAUCAGCCACUAUGACGCCAGUAUCGUAGGUUUGUUCUCAGGUGAGGACAGCCCUCAUCUGGCUGAGUUCCUGCGAGCUGCUGGUCUGCUCAGAGAACAGUUCAGGUUCGCUCACACCGUCGACCUGAAGCUCGGAGAGAAGUACGGGGUUAGUUCCGAGAGCGUGUUGCUGUUCCGUCCUCCCAGACUGGAUAAUAAGUUUGAGGACAGUGUGGUCGUCUUCAGAGACUACCUGACCAUCGGAUCUCUGAGACGCUUCAUUAGAGACAACAUAUAUGGACUGUGUCCUCACAUGACUGCAGAGAACAGAGACCGUCUGAGAGUCCGAGAUCUGCUGACGGCGUACUAUGACCUGGACUACCACCACAACGUCCGUGGGUCCAACUACUGGAGGAACAGGGUGUUGAGAGUGGCGUCAAAAUAUUCUGGGAGGGGCCUGACAUUCUCAGUAGCCAAUAAGAAGGACUUCCUGUCUGAGCUGGAGGACGACUUCGGUCUGGGGACAUCGGACGGAGGAGAGCUGCCGUUUGUCACUAUCCGGACCAAACUGGGCCACAAGUACACCAUGAGGGAGGAGUUCACGAGGGAUGGGCGGUCCUUGGAGAGGUUCCUGGACGAGUUCUUCGCAGGUCGUCUGAAGCGUUUUGUGAAGUCUGAGCCCAUCCCUGAGAGGAACACUGCUGCUGUCAAGGUGGUCGUUGCCGAGUCUUUCGAUGAGGUUGUCAAUGAUCCAAAUAAGGACGUCCUGAUUCAGUUCUUCUCUCCGUUCUGUCCUCACUGUAAGAAACUGGAGCCGGUCUACAGAGACCUCGCUGACACACUGUCCUCUGAUCCGAACAUUGUCAUUGCCAAGAUGAACGCUGCAGAUAACGAUGUUCCACUGGGAUACGACGUCCAGGGGUAUCCCACCAUUUACUUUGCUCCCGUGGGCCGGAAGGACGAGCCGAUCAGAUACGAGGGGGGUCGAGAGCUCAAAGACUUCCUGAAGUUCCUGAAGAGCAAGGCGAGUCAUAGUCUGGUGUCCACUGGGUCCAGGGAUGAACUCUGACACGUCUAUCCACGCCGAUCAGGUCCAACGGAAGCAGCUGGUCUCCAUGACAACGGACAUUAAAUCUCAUCUCCAUUGCGACUCAGUCCAAGCCGACCGGACUCGACUCAAGUCACUCUGUUCUGGUGUUCCAUCAGCAUCAUCGUGGAUCGUACCUGGUACGUUCUGGUACCACCGGAAGGAGGCGGAGCUACAUCACUGCAGACCACUGAUUGGUUGGAGAGAGUUGUCACUUUGGUGACAUGAGACAUCCUGCACGAGCCCACCAUUUUGUUUUUGUUUAUUUAGUUUUUUAUUUAUUUUCAUCAUUUAACAAACAUUACGCCGCAAAUUUGGGAUUUCCCCAUAAUGUUGGAUUUUAAUGUUAGCCUUUAGUGCAUUAGCUAACAUUAGCUUCAAUGGCAAAACAUAAUGGAUUUCCCAGUAAUUGUUAGCCUUUAGCGCAUUAGCUAACAUUAGCUUCAAUGGCAAAACAUAAUGGAUUUCCCAGUAAUUGUUAGCCUUUAGCGCAUUAGCUAACAUUAGCUUCAAUUGCAAAACAAAUAGUGGAUUUCCCAGUAAUGUUAACUUUUAGCGCAUUAGCUAACAUUAGCUUCAGUAGCAAAACAAAGGAGGAGACCAGCUUUUAUUUUGUCUUUUUCAAAUGGAACUUCCUAUCACUGCGCCCAGUGUUCUUUAUAUUCCUAUUUAUUUUAUAUAAAAAAGAAAAUACUUUAUUGAUUUCAUCGUGUGUGUUAAUUGUUUGUGUUUUCUUAUUUACUGAUGGAACAGUAGUGGAACAUCAAACUGAUGCACAAAUCUUCUCAGAGCCUUACGGCUGCCAGUUCCCACUGAGGAGGAGCGUUCAAUAAAACUCUGACAGCUGGUUUGUGUUUGUUGUCGUGUCCCUGCUACACUCGGCUGGUUGUGACUCGUUAGCAUGUCACUGUUGUGUGUGGAGAGAUCUGUGUGUGAGUAGAAUCUGAAAUAAAUUCCUUCUAGUAAAUAUAUUUAUUUUUAUAUGUUGUUAGGGAAUGUUCAUUAUCUUUUUUGGGGGGAGGGGUGCACCAUGCCUCACCUAUAUUUGCACCAAAUAUAGGUGAGGCAUGUCAAAUAAUAUUUUAAGCACCAGGGUGGACUUAUGGUUUUUAAUUCUGGCUCAGGGUCGGGGCAUACACAUUUAAAUACUUUUAAUUUCAAAGUUUUUCAUAGAAAACCUGUGGGGGUUUUUUCCCAACAAUUUUUGAUAAUUUUGUUUCUUUAAGUUUUCUUUUUCCUUAAAUUUUUGUGUUGUUUUGGGCAUUUUUAUUUUUAUUUUUUUGGGGGGGGGUUUCUUAUUUGUGGUGAUUUUUUCUGUAAAAACUAAAAUGUGUUCUUGUAAAAUUUUUGGUGCGUUCUUUUUUUUGUUUUUUAAUUUUGAUUCAUUUUCUCUUUCUGAUCAAUUUGUUUUGUAAGUUUUGGGGCUCUUGGGGGCUUUUUAUACAUUUUGUUAAAAUUUCCUUUAAAAAUGUAUGUCGAUGUUUUUGUGGUGAUCUUUUUUCCAUUGAACAUUUUUGCAUUUUUUGAGGGGGGGGGGGGGGGGGGGGGGUUAAUGUUUCCUUUAAACAAAUUUGGCAAUUUUUUUUAAAUGUAAAUGUGUGGGUUUGGAAGGCAGAUCUUCUUUUAAAAUGUAUUACAGCCAGAUACAGUAAAAACAGAAAUUAUUGGAUUUUCAAAUUGCCGACAGUCCUUCGACACAUUUUG